ACCUAACUCCUCCUUAUCACUAUAUAUACAUACACCCUUCAUUCCUAUGCUGCAGCAGUACAACUAAGAACUCUCAAGUAGAAUAUUCAAGCUUGCUAGCUAGCCAGAGUCCAAUUGGCAGAAAUUUAAAGAGAGAAAGAAAUCAAAGAUGCAGGAUGAGAAGAAGAUGAAGGUGAAGAAAGGAUGGCUGGCAGUGGAAGUAGGGUUGGAGGAAGAAGAUGGAGGGUUUCAGAGAUUUGUGAUGCCCAUCUCCUACCUCCACCACCCUCUUUUCCGGCAGCUCUUGGAAAAAGCUCAGGAGGUUUACGGGUACCACGCGGCCGGCCCCCUGCGGCUGCCGUGCUCCGUCAAUGAUUUCCUCUGCCUACGGUGGCAGAUCGAGAAGGAGAAGAGUGACCAUCAGAGCAGCCGCCGCCGCCACCACCACCACCAUCUCCACCCUCUAGCUGGUUCUUUGUCCUUUCAGUCUUGUUAAUUAAUUAAGUGUACUACUUCAUCAAUGAGCCAGCUUGCCCCCAUGGAUGCAUAUAGAUGGUGGUGACUGGUGAGAUAUCAUCUAUAUAUGUGGCCGCUAGCUUACACCAACUUACUCUUAAUCCUUAAUUUGAUCAUAUAUUAAUUAUAUGAUUCUGCCUUUCACUUUUUUUUCCCCCUUUCUUUGGGUCAUCUUCUUCUUUUUCUUGGGAGAUAUGUCAGCAGGAAAGGGAAAGUUAAUGGUAGCCUUCAACCAUGAUGUAUUUUUAAUGGAUCUUUAAUUGUUAAUGUAAUAUAAAGUUUCUGGUUUAUAUAUAAUAAGAAAAAAAAUUUUGAUUUAGCA
Messenger RNA from Malania oleifera, 817 nucleotides. Its product is annotated as auxin-induced protein 15A-like. Bases 149 to 475 code for a protein of 108 amino acids. NCBI's taxonomy places the organism in Eukaryota, Viridiplantae, Streptophyta, Magnoliopsida, Santalales, Ximeniaceae. The transcript has a single exon. Gene Ontology annotation, biological process: response to auxin. The record is from RefSeq and is a predicted model, not a curated record.